Messenger RNA from Ilex paraguariensis (yerba mate), 1309 nucleotides. The record is from the annotation of a GenBank genome assembly. NCBI's taxonomy places the organism in Eukaryota, Viridiplantae, Streptophyta, Magnoliopsida, Aquifoliales, Aquifoliaceae.
CCCGACACAAACUAUCCAUUUCCGCUCUUCAAUUCUCAUCCUCUGCAUCCUAGUCUCACAGCUGUGAUUGUAGGUCACUUGGAUUUGAAAAUACACAAUGGUUUCGUUUGAGAUGGACGACCGUAAAAAGAUUGGGGUAGGAUUGACAGGAUUUGGCAUAUUUUUUUCAUUCUUGGGAAUCAUUUUCUUCUUUGAUAAGGGCCUACUUGCCAUGGGAAAUAUCCUCUUCUUGUCAGGGGUGACGUUAACCAUUGGGCUAAAGUCCUCCAUGCAGUUCUUUAUGAAACCUAACAAUUUUAAGGGAACAAUUUCUUUUGGUGCGGGCUUCUUCUUGGUGGUCAUAGGGUGGCCUAUAUUGGGAAUGAUCUUGGAGGCCUAUGGGUUCAUCGUACUCUUCAGUGGCUUCUGGCCAACACUGGCAGUUUUCCUACAGAAGAUACCUGUUCUUGGUUGGGUGUUCCAACAGCCAUAUAUUAGAUCGUUCUUUGACAGUUAUGGUGGAAAACGGGUUCCAGUGUAAUUUUGGUCUAGGAAAGGGGAGGAAAGCUGCCCUAGUUGGCUCCCUUGUAAGUGUUGUAGAAUACUAUCUAAUCAAAUGAUUCUAUUCUUGGAGUGACAUUGUGAAGUCAGUUGUUGAUAUGCAGAUGAUGAAUCUUAGUAGUAAAUUCUGCAGAUUUUUUUGGGCUUAUUUCUCUUUAUGCCUGCAAAAUCAUUUCUAAUAGGGAACUUACUGCUUCUUGAAUGUUUACACAUUUACUAUUAGUAUGGGAUUAUCCAUCCAUGGUGAUGGCCAUUGAAUCUUCCUCGACUAUAACCAGACUAGGUGAGUACAAGAUUUUCAUGUCAAAUUUGUGACCAUUGUACUUUCAUGGGCCAUCUUAAUUUUGUUAGUCAGAUCUGAUGAGUGAAAUCCUGAAAUGUGGAGCAUAAAGAUACAGGUAAAUUGAAUAAUCUGACAUUACCCAAUUGGUGGGUGAAGCCUGAGGCUGUGAUGACCACUGCAGGAGCUGCUAUUAUUUUGGCUUUAUUUUUGUAUUCUUUUCUUGUUUGAGCAAUGUUUAUACAUCAAGAAGCUCGACCUACUUUGUUCUUUUCAAUUUCUUUGAACAAUAGUAAAGAAAUUAUUUUCUUCUUUGUUUCGUGGUAUUCGUGCAAUAGUAAAGUUUGUGUUGAGUUCUAUUUGCAGAAACGACAUCUAUAUUCCUUUAUUAAUUCGAAUUUUCAUGAUUAUUGUGUUUAUGUAUCAAUAUGUAUAGCCAAAACGGUUGGUUCUACUUAUCAGAGAACAUUUGCCUUGUAGAGGGUAUCG